UUAAUCAUCAGCAAUGCAGCCCUUAACUGUACAGUUUAAAGGCAGACAUGUCAAUCAUUGGUAGCUGUGGAUACUGAAACGUUACUUGCACAAUAAAGAUUUAUUUUAGAAGACCAACUGCCCCAUGGUCUCACGUAACCCUCUGCGUUGAUCUCCAAGGUAUGUAGCAAAAGGCCACUGCGUGGGAGCAGGCACGUAUUUCAUUAGGCUCAACACAGCAUGUGACCGUUCCAAGUAAAUUCUGCUAGUACUGUACUAGAAACAGUUAGAAUAAAACAACACAAUCCAUCAGUCUGAAAAACCAUGGGCCCUAUUUGCAAAGGUUUAACUAUGUGAUAGACUAAAGAAUGCAGACGAAAGCUGGUAAUUCUACGCGUCUGCUUUGUAAUGGGUCUCUAAUUACUGCUUCUUAUUAGGCUAUUUCUGCAAGGUUAAAAAAGGUACUUUAAUGUACUUGAAAUGGUUUAGGCAUAACGACCAGAUUGUUUCAGUGUUUCUUCCAAUGGAAAAACCGUGAGCUCUUUUUUUAUUUUAUUUUUAUUUAAUAGCACCACGGCGCUGCAGUGAUCGCAGCUUUGUAGCGGGAAGUACUUGGCUUUCUUAUGAAACCUGGUCGUAGCGUUUUUAAAAGCAGCCCUGCUUCUCAUUUUACGAUAUAGGAAUGUUUUCAGGAAACCGUGCCUGAAUGGAAACCGUUGUUUUUUUUCCCUCUAAUUAACUGUGAAUUGUUCAAGGAAAAGCGUUUAGUAAAAGCCGAGCUGUCUGAGUGAAGGGAGUGACCUCGAGUUCUAAUCCCCGCUACUCACACACCCACACUUGGUUCUAAUCGUGCUGGGCAGUGUGUGGCUGGGAGUUCCUGGCUCCAAUCAGUUACACACAAUAUCCAUUUUUCUGUUGUUGCUCAGCCAGUCUAGGGUAGGGUCUGGUUUGACGUGUAUGUAGGUGAGCACGUUGUAACCUGGCUUCUACCACCCAAACACCCCGCUGCCUGCAGACACACAUUUCGUACGCAAAGGAAAACAUAUGACUUGGUUUUGAUGAACUGUGCAGGGAGACGUAUAUUGUAGCGCGUAUUUUUCUUUUCUUUGGCACUGUUGCCUUUUCUUUAUCUUAUAUUUUUCUUCUAUCUGACGUAUCUCAAGAUAUGGAUCAUGAUGAUGGUAGCUCGUUCAUGGAAGAUUUGAUUCAGCAGGGUCAAGAUGAGCGAGACAGAGUGCAGAAGAAGACUUUCACGAAAUGGGUGAACAAGCACCUGAUGAAGCACUGGAGAGCUCAGGCCCAGCGCCACAUCAGUGACCUGUAUGAAGACCUCAGAGAUGGACACAACCUGAUCUCGCUGCUGGAGGUCCUCUCAGGGGAGAGCCUGCCGAGGGAGCGAGACGUUAUGAGGAACUUGAAGUUGCCCCGGGAGAAAGGGCGCAUGCGUUUCCACAAGCUGCAGAAUGUACAGAUGGCACUGGACUUCCUCAAACACCGCCAGGUUAAACUAGUGAAUAUCCGAAACGAUGACAUUGCAGACGGAAACCCAAAACUGACCCUGGGGCUGAUAUGGACCAUCAUCCUCCACUUCCAGAUCUCCGAUAUCCAGGUGUGCGGGCAGUCGGAUGACAUGACAGCCAAAGAGAAGCUCCUGCUGUGGUCCCAGCGAAUGGUGGAGGGCUACCAGGGUCUGCGCUGUGACAACUUCACUACCAGCUGGAGGGACGGCAAGCUGUUCAACGCAGUGAUCCACAAGCACAGGCCGAUGCUGAUCGACAUGAAGAGAGUGUACCGCCAGACGAACCAAGAGAACCUGGAGCAGGCCUUCACCGUCGCAGACAGGGAGCUGGGGGUCACCCGACUGCUGGAUCCAGAAGAUGUGGACGUCCCCCAUCCUGAUGAGAAGUCCAUCAUUACAUACGUCUCGUCUCUCUAUGAUGCCAUGCCACGCGUCCCUGACGUGCAGGAUGGGAUCAAGGCCAACGAACUGGAGCUCCGAUGGCAGGAGUACUAUGAGCUGGUCACCUUGCUGCUGCAGUGGAUUCGACACCAAGUCAUAAUCUUGGAAGAGAGAACGUUCCCCAGCAGCUACGAGGAGAUUGAGAUCCUGUGGCGGCAGUUCCUGAGGUUCAAGGAAACUGAACUUCCAGCUAAGGAGGCUGACAAGAAUCGUUCCAAGCUCGUCUACAAGUCCUUUGAGGGUGCUGUGCAGGCCGGGCAGGUCAAGGUCCCUCCUGGUUACCAUCCCAUUGAUGUUGAGAAGGAAUGGGGCCGCCUCCAUGUGGCGAUACUGGAGAGAGAGAGGCUGCUCAGGACAGAAUUCGAGAGGCUGGAGAGGCUCCAGAGAAUCGUCAGUAAGAUCCAGAUGGAGUCCGGGGUGUGUGAGGAGCAGCUGAACCAGGUGGACUCUCUCUUACAGAUGGAUAUCCGUAUGCUGAAUGCUGGGAAAGUGCCUCAGAACUCAGGGGAGAUCGAGAAGGAGCUAGACAAAGCGGACGGGAUGAUCCGCCUCCUCUUCAACGACGUGCAGGCCCUGAAGGAUGGGCGCCACCCCCAGGCUGAGCAGAUGUACAGGAGAGUUUACCACCUCCAUGAGCGCUUGGUGGCUCUGCGCACCGACUACAACCUGCGGCUCAAGGCUGGUGCUUCACAGUCUUCGAUCACCAUGACUCAGCACAACAUGACUCAGCAGAGCUCGCGGCAGAGACCGGAGCUGGACGAUGUGACGCUGCACUACGUUCAGGACCUGCAGGGCUGGGUGGAGGAGAACCAGAGGCGCAUCGACGGGGCUGAGUGGGGGGUCGAUCUGCCCUCUGUGGAGUCCCAGCUGGGCAGCCAUCGAGGCUUGCACCAGUCCAUUGAGGACUUCCGCUCCAAGAUCGAGCGGGCACGCACUGACGAGAAUCAGCUGUCGCCUAUCAGCAAGGGUUCCUACAGAGAAUACCUUGGGAAGCUGGAUCUGCACUAUGCUAAGCUGCUGAAUUCCUCCAAGUCACGCCUGCGUCAUCUGGACAACCUCCACGGCUUCGUGUCUGCAGCCACCAAAGAGUUAAUGUGGCUAAAUGACAAGGAGGAGGAAGAGGUGAACUACGACUGGAGCGACCGCAACACCAACAUGUCGGCCAAGAAAGACAACUACUCGGGUCUGAUGCGGGAGCUGGAGCAGAAAGAGAGGAAGAUCAACAGCACUCAGGCUACGGGAGAGCAGCUGCUGAAGGAGGGCAACCCUGGCAGGAAGACUGUCGAGGCAUUCAUGGCAGCCCUGCAGACGCAAUGGAGCUGGAUACUCCAGCUGUGCUGCUGCAUUGAGGCGCAUCUCAAGGAGAACACGGCCUACUUCCAGUUCUUCUCUGAUGUGAAAGAGUCUGAGGAGUACCUGAAGAAGAUGCAGGAGUCCAUGAAGAAGAAGUACAGCUGUGACCGGACGGUCACUGUCACUCGUCUGGAGGACCUGCUGCAGGACGCCAUGGAUGAGAAGGAGCAGCUCAAUGAGUACAAAGGACAGCUGGCUGGUCUCAACAAGCGUGCGAAGGCCAUCGUUCAGCUCAAGCCUCGCAAUGCUGCCAACCCUUUGAAGAGCAAGCUUCCUGUCCAGGCUGUGUGUGACUUCAAGCAGAUGGAGAUCACUGUUCACAAGGGGGACGAAUGUGUUCUGCUGAAUAACUCCCAGCCCUACAAGUGGAAGGUGCUGAAUGCUUCCGGUAACGAAGCUGUGGUGCCGUCUGUCUGCUUCCUCGUCCCACCUACCAACAAGGAGGCCCUCGAUGCAGUCAGCAGCCUGGACUGCAUCCACCAGAAGCUGGUGACCAUGUGGCAUCGCCUGCACGUCGAUAUGAAGAGCAUGCUGUCUUGGCAGUACCUGAUCCGGGAUAUCCAGCAAAUCAAGUCCUGGAACAUCACCAUGUUCAAGACCAUGAAGCAGGAGGAGUACAUGCUGAUCCUGCGCAACCUGGAGCUGCACUACCAGGACUUCAUGCGGGACAGCCAGGACUCGCAGCUCUUCGGGGCUGAUGACCGCAUACAGAUAGAGAGCGACUACAGCAGGACGUCGCAGUACUAUGAGAGGCUGCUUCGCACGCUCGAGAAAGGGGAACAUGAUGAGUCCGUGUGUAAGAGCUUCAUCACCCAAAUGAAGGAUAUCCGUCUGCAGCUGGAGGGCUGCGAGUCCCACACCGUCCACAAGAUUCACUCUCCCCUCGACAAGGACCCCCUGAAGGACUGCUCCCAAAGGAUCGCUGAGCAGAAGCAAAUUCAAGUGGAGCUGGAGGGGAUCAAGAAGAACCUGAACAAGGUGACUGAGAAGACAGAAGCCAUCCUGGCCUCUCCUGAGCAGUUGGGUUCUGCCUCGGUCUUACGUUCUGAACUGGACAUCACCCUGCAGAAGAUGGACCAGGUUUACAGCCUGUCCACUGUCUAUCUGGACAAGCUGAAGACCAUCGACCUGGUGAUCCGCAGCACACAAGAGGCUGAGGAACUGGUUAAGAAGUACGAGGACCGUCUGAGGGAGGUCAACGAGGUUCCUGCUGACGCCAAGGAGCUGGAGACCUGCCGUACGCAGCUCAAGAAAACCCGCAGCGAGGCUGAGGGACGCCAGCCUGUGUUUGACGGCCUGGAGGCCGAGCUGAGCAGCGCUUCAGCAGUGAGCGAGCGCCUGUCCCGCGUGCACAACGAGCGCGACGCCGACCUGGAUCGAUACCGCCUGUGUGUGAGCAGCCUGCUGGAGCGCUGGCAGGGCAUCUUCACACAGCUAGACCUGCGCCAGCGGGAACUGGAGCAGCUGGGCCGCCAGCUCCGCUACUACCGUGAGAGCUACGACUGGCUCAUCACCUGGAUCACAGACGCCAAGCAGCGGCAAGAGAACAUCCAGGCUGUGUCCAUCAGCAACAGCAAGACACUGAAGGAGCAGCUGACCCAGGAGAAGAGACUACUAGAAGAGAUCGAGAAGAACAAAGACAAGGUGGAUGAGUGCCAGAAAUACGCCAAGGGGUACAUCGACACAAUCAAGGACUAUGAGCUUCAGUUGGUGACUUACAAAGCCAUGGUGGAACCACUGGCCUCUCCUGUCAAGAAGACCAAAGUGGAAUCUGCAGCUGAUAACAUUAUCCAGGAGUAUGUCACUCUGAGGACCCGCUACAGUGAACUGACAACCCUAACCAGCCAGUACAUCAAAUUCAUCACAGAGACCCAGCGACGCCUGGAGCAGGACGAGAAGGCAGCUGAGAAACUUAAAGAGGAGGAGAUGAGAAAGAUGGCAGAAAUGCAAGCCGAGUUAGACAAGCAGAAGCAGCUGGCCGAGGCUCAUGCCAAAGCUAUUGCCAAGGCUGAGAAAGAGGCCCGGGAGCUGAAGCUCAAGAUGCAGGAGGAGGUCACCAAGAGAGAGGCAGUGGCUGUUGAUGCUGAGCAACAGAAGCAGAACAUCCAGCAGGAGCUGCAGCAGCUCAGGAACAACUCGGUCACGGAAAUCAAGUCCAAGACCCAGCAAGUGGAGGAAGCCCUUUCGAGCCGCACCAGGAUUGAGGAGGAAAUCCGGCUGGUCAGGAUUCAGUUGGAGACUACCGUCAAGCAGAAAUCUAAUGCAGAGUCUGAGCUUCAGCAGCUGAGGCAAAGGGCUGAGGAGGCAGAAAGGCAGAGAAAAGCCGCCCAGGAAGAGGCUGAAAAGCUCCUCAAACAAGUGAAAGAAGAGUCCCAGAAAAAGCGUCAGGCCGAGGAAGAGCUGAAGAAGAAAGUAGAGGCAGAAAAAGAAGCUGCCAGACAGAAGCAAAAGGCCAUGGACGACUUGGAGAAACUGAAAAUGCAGGCAGAAGAGGCAGAACGAAGGAUGAAACAAGCAGAGAUAGAAAAGGAUAGGCAAUUUAAGGUUGCCCAAGAGGUAGCACAAAAGAGUGCUGCGGCAGAGCUUCAGAGCAAGCGCAUGUCCUUCGCUGAAAAGACAGCACAGUUAGAACAGUCUCUUAAGCAGGAGCAUGUCACCGUCACUUACCUUCAGGAGGAAGCGGAGCGUCUCAAGAGGCAGCAGGAGGAGGCAGAUAAUGCCAGAGAGGAAGCAGAGAAAGAACUAGAAAAAUGGAGACAGAAGGCCAACGAGGCCCUCAGGUUGAGGCUCCAAGCAGAGGAAAUAGCCCAUAAGAAGAGCCUGGCACAAGAGGACGCUGAAAAGCAGAAAGAGGAGGCUGAGCGAGAAGCCAAGAAGAGAGCCAAGGCCGAGGAAGCUGCCUUGAGGCAAAAAGAGAUGGCAGAGCACGAGCUGGAGAAGCAGAGGCAAAUUGCAGAGGGCACUGCUCAGCAGAAGCUAUCAGCUGAACAGGAACUCAUCCGACUGAGAGCUGAGUUUGAACACGGUGAACAGCAGAGAUCCCUGCUUGAGGAAGAGCUUUACCGCCUCAAAAAUGAGGUCAACGAGGCAGUGCAACAAAGAAAACUGCUGGAAGACGAACUAGCCAAAGUUAGGGCUGAAAUGGAGAUCCUCCUAGAGUCAAAGUCUAAGGCUGAAAAGGAAACAAUGUCUAACUCUGAGAAGAGCAAGCAGCUGCUUGAGGCUGAGGCCGCUAAGAUGAGGGAGCUUGCUGAAGAGGCCAUGAAGCUUCGGUCUGUCUCUGAAGAGUCCAAAAGACAGAGACAACUAGCAGAGGAGGAAGCAGCUCGACAGAGAACAGAGGCUGAAAGAAUCCUAAAGGAAAAGCUGGCCGCAAUCAACGAAGCCACACGCUUAAAAACAGAGGCAGAGAUCGCCCUGAAAGAGAAAGAGGCAGAAAAUGAGCGCUUGAGAAGGCAGGCAGAAGAUGAGGCUUACCAAAGAAAGAUCCUGGAGGAGCAAGCAUCCCAACACAAGCAAGAUAUUGAGGAGAAGAUUAAUCUUCUCAAGAAGUCUUCAGAGUCUGAACUGGCGAGGCAGAAGGCUAUAGUGGAUGAGACUUUAAAACAGAGGAGGGUUGUCGAGGAAGAGAUACGGAUGCUGAAGAUCAGCUUUGAAAAAGCCUCAUCUGGCAAGCUGGACCUGGAGCUGGCGCUAAACAAACUGAAAAACAUUGCAGAUGAGACUCAGCGUAGUAAGGAGCAGGCUGAGAAAGAAGCUGAAAAGCAACGUCAGCUGGCUCUUGAGGAAGAAAACAGACGCAAGGAGGCAGAGGAGAAGGUAAAGAAGAUUGCGGCUGCUGAAGAAGAAGCUGCCCGUCAACACAAGGCAGCUCAGGGUGAAGUUGAACGCCUCAAGAAGAAAGCUGAGGAGGCUAGGAAGCAGAAAGAACUUGCUGAGAAAGAGGCAGAGAAGCAGAUUCAGCUAGCACAACAGGCUGCCGAGAAACGCAUUGCUGCUGAAGAGAAGGCCCACAUUGUUCUUGUGCAGCAGAAAGAACAGGAGCUAAUGCAGACCAGGAUGCAGGAACAAUCUGCCCUGGAUAAGCUGAAGGACGAGGCAGAAAAAGCCAAGAAGAUGGCAGAAGAAGCAGAAAAGGCUAAACAGAAGGCACAGCAGGAAGCGGCCCGUUUCCGACAGCAAGCUGAAGAGGCUGAGCGUCAGAAGCAAGCAGCUGAAAUUGAAGCCACCAACCAAGCUGAGGCCCAACAUGAUGCAGAACAACGGCGAAAGGAAGCAGAGUUUGAGGCAGCUAAGCGUGCCCAGACUGAGGCUGCAGCUUUGAAACAGAAGGAAUUAGCAGAUGCUGAGAUGGAGAAGCACAAAAAGAUUGCAGAACAAACUGUGAAGCAGAAGACUCAAGUUGAACAAGAGCUGACAAAGGUGAAGCUACAGCUGGAAGAAACAGAUACACAGAAGGGUCUUCUGGAUGAGGAGCUGCAUCGCCUCAAGGAUGAAGUUACUGAUGCCGUCAGACAGAAAGCUCAAGUUGAAGAGGAGCUGUUCAAGGUCCGAAUCCAAAUGGAAGAGGUGAUAAAACUGAAGAUCAGAAUUGAGAAUGAAAACCAGAUGCUGAUGAAAAAAGACAAGGAGAGCACCCAACAGUUCCUGCAAGAGGAGGCAGAAAAUAUGAAAAAGCUGGCAGAGGAAGCUGCCCGCCUCAGCGUGGCGGCCCAAGAGGCUGCUCGUUUGAGGCAGAUAGCAGAAUCUGACUUGGCUCAACAGCGUGCCCUUGCAGAAAAAAUGUUGAAAGAGAAAAUGCAGGCCAUCCAAGAGGCAUCCAGACUGAAAGCAGAGGCAGAGAUGCUCCAGAGACAGAAAGAUCUAGCCCAGGAGCAGGCCCAGAAGCUCUUGGAAGACAAACAGCAGAUGCAGCAACGACUAGAAGAGGAGACAGAGGGGUUCCAAAAAACCCUGGAGGCUGAGCGCAGGAGACAGCUGGAGAUCACAGCUGAGGCUGAAAAGCUGAAGCUAAAGGUGUCUCAACUGAGUGAUGCUCAGUCCAGAGCUGUGGAGGAAGCCAAGAAGUUCAAGAGGCAGGCCGAUGAGAUCAGUUCUCGUCUCCAUGAGACUGAGCUCUACAACAAACAGAAAUUUGCUGUGGUAGAGAAGCUGGAGGUCCAACGACUCCAGAGCAACAAAGAAUCUGAUGACCUCCGCAGAGCCAUCGCUGAACUUGAGAAAGAGAAGGCAAAACUGAAAAAAGAAGCUGAUGACUUACAGAAGAAAACUACAGAGAUGGCAGUUGCCCAGCAGGAACAGAUCAAGCAGGAGACUCAUAUUCUUCAAAAGACUUUCAUAACAGAAAAGGAGAUGCUCAUAAAGAAGGAGAAAUUUAUUGAGGAAGAGAAAUCAAAGCUGGAAAAACGGUUUGAGGAGGAGAUGAAAAAGGCCAAGGCUCUUAAAGAUGAACAAGAGCGGCAGAGGAAGCAGAUGGAGGAGGACAAGAAGAAGCUUCAGUCCACCAUGGAUGCUGCUCUGAAGAAGCAACAAGAUGCCGAGAAGGAGGUCCGCAGCAAGCAGAUCGAGCUGCUGGAGCUGGAGAAGAAAAGACUGGAGCAGGAGAAACUGCUGGCUGAGGAGAACCGGAAGCUACGUGAGAAGUUGCAGCAGCUCCAGAGUGUAAAUGGUGGGGGGACAGUCGAUUCAGUGGGCAGCGGCAAGCAAAAUGGAGAAGCAGGGCCAGCUUUUGAUGGCAUUCGUGAAAAGGUCCCUGCCAGCAGACUUUUUGAAGUUGGAAUCUUGAGCAUAACUCAUAUGGAUAAACUGAAGAAAGGUAAAACCACUGUGGAAGAACUCGCCAAGACUGAGAACCUGAAGAAUUACUUGCAAGGAAAGAACAGCAUUGGAGGAAUCUUGCUAAAGCCAAACAAGAAAAUGAGCCUCUAUCAAGCUUUGAAGGAUAAAAUAAUUACACCAGGGACUGCUAUGAUCCUGCUGGAAGCACAGGCUGCCUCUGGGUACAUUAUUGACCCAAUAAAGAAUAAAAAGCUUUCAGUCAAUGAAGCUGUAAAAGAGGGGCUAAUUGGACCAGAGCUGCACAACAAUAUGCUCUCAGCUGAAAGAGCAGUCACAGGCUAUAAAGAUCCCUACACAGGUAACAAGAUCUCCCUCUUUGAAGCCAUGAAAAAGGGCCUAAUUAUAAAGGAACAUGGCAUUCGCCUGUUAGAGGCACAGAUAGCUACAGGUGGCAUCAUUGACCCAGUGAACAGCCACCGUGUACCAAUUGAGACCGCAUAUAAGCUGGGCUUCUUUGACACAGAAAUGAACAAGAUCUUGUCUGACCCAAAUGAUGACACCAAAGGAUUUUUUGAUCCAAACACUCAGGAAAACCUCACUUACCUGCAGCUGAUGGAGAGAUGUGUAUCAGAUCCCGAAACCGGUCUUUGUCUCCUUCCUAUAACAGAAAAAGCAGCCAAAAGUGAACAAACCUACACUGACGAAGAAACAAAAGAUGUGUUUAGAAAAGCCACCGUCUCUGUUCCAUUUGGGAGAUUCAAGGACAAGACUGUCACCAUAUGGGAAAUCAUCAACUCUGAGUAUUUCACAGAGGAGCAAAGAAGGGAUCUCAUUCGGCAGUACAAGACAGGGAAAAUCACUGUGGAGAAAAUAAUCAAGAUCAUCGUCACAGUGGUGGAAGAGGGCGAGAAAAAGAAACAAGUGGCAUUUGAGGGUCUUAGGGCUCCUGUCCCCGCGAAAGAACUCUUGGAGUCCAAAAUCAUUGACACAGACUUGUACAACCAGUUACACCAGGGAAAAACAUCUAUUAAGGAUGUGUCUGAGCUGGAGCCAGUUAAGAAGUGCCUGAAAGGUACAAACAGCAUUGCAGGGGUUGUGAUCGAGUCAACCAAGGAGAAGUUACCCAUCUAUCAGGCAAUGAAGAAAGACUUUCUGCAACAGGGGACUGCACUUGCUCUCUUAGAGGCCCAAGCUGCCACUGGCUAUAUUAUCAACCCAGUCACUAAUGAGAAGCUUACUGUUGAUGAGGCUGUCAAAGCACGUCUUGUUGGCCCUGAACUGCAUGAUAGGCUGCUAUCUGCAGAGAGAGCUGUGACUGGGUUCAAGGAUCCUUACACUGGAAGCACAGUCUCCUUGUUCCAGGCCAUGCAAAAGGACCUGAUUCACAAAGAGCAGGGAGUCCGUUUGCUAGAUGCCCAGUUGGCAACCGGAGGUGUCAUUGACCCGGUCAAAAGCCAUCGUGUUCCAGUGGAUAUUGCCUGCAAGCGUGGGUAUCUUGAUGAUGAGAUGAACAAGAUCCUUUUAAACCCAACCGAUGACACCAAAGGCUUCUUUGACCCUAACACACAGGAGAAUGUGACAUAUCUGCAGCUGAUAAAAAGAUGUGUCACUGACAAAGAUACUGGUCUGUGCUUGCUGCCCCUCUCAGAGCAAGCUAUUAAAGCCAAGGAAGAGCAGAAACGCUCUGAUAUCCAGACUAAAGAGGCUCUGAACCAGGCUACAGUGGAGGUGCAAUCUGGACCCUUCAAGGGAAAAAGAGUGACAAUCUGGGAAAUCAUCAACUCUGAGUAUUUGACAGAAGAACAAAGGAUUGAGCUGAUUAGACAGUACAGGACAGGCAAGAUGACUAUGGAGAAGAUCAUUAAGAUUGUGAUUACUAUCAUUGAUGAAACAGAGACCAAGAAACAAAAGCAGGUUAGCUUUAAUGGCCUGAGAGCUCCAGUCCCAGCCAGCUCAUUGCUUGACUCCAGUAUUAUUGACAGAGCUACAUACGACCAGCUCCAGCAGGGCAAGAAGACACCAAAAGAAGUCUCUGAAAUCGAUUCAGUGAAGAAAUACCUGCAAGGGACCAACAGCAUUGCUGGCAUCUACGUGGAGCCUGCCAAAGAAAAAAUGACCAUUUACCAAGCUAUGAAUAAACAUUAUAUAAGACCAAGCACAGCUGUUGGUUUGCUGGAAGCACAAGCAGCUACUGGAUUUAUAAUUGAUCCAAUGAAAAACCAGAAGCUCACAGUCCAUGAUGCUGUCAAGGCAGGUAUUGUUGGCCCAGAACUCCAUGAAAAACUUCUCACUGCUGAAAAAGCAGUAACUGGUUACAAAGAUCCUUAUACUGGAAAUAAAAUCUCUGUCUUCCAAGCAAUGCAGAAGGAUCUGGUCUUAAAAGAACAGGCAAUUCGACUCCUGGAAGCUCAGAUUGCCACUGGUGGCAUCAUUGAUCCUGUAAACAGCCACCGUGUGCCUAUUGAGGUGGCCUGUAAACGGGGGUAUUUUGACCAAGUAAUUAACAAGUUGCUCUCUCACCCUUCAGAUGAUACCAAAGGUUUUGUUGAUCCAAACACUAAUGACAAGCUCACCUACCAGCAGCUGAAAGAAAGGUGCAUUAGAGACCCAGAUACUGGACUCUGCUUUAUCCUACUCAAAAAGACAGAGGGACCGUCAGUGGUGGAGAAGACUUUUAUGUACACUGAAGAACAAACCAUGAACGAAUUUGACAAAACCCAAGUUGACAUUCCUCUUGAUAGCUAUGCUGAGAAGCCAAUGUCCCUGUGGGAUGUCAUGAACUCUGACCUAAUUCCAGAGGAGGAAAGGAUUAAACUUUUGGAAGAGUAUAGGUCAGGCAGUAUCACAAAGGAACGCAUGAUCAUUAUCAUUAUCGAAAUUAUUGAGCAGAGAGAGAUCAUUAGGCAUAAACAGAGCAUUUCUUGUGAUGUUAUUCGACGCAGGGUUACUAUUGAAGAAUUAUACAGUGCCAGGAUCAUUGACCUUGAAACCUAUAACUUGCUCAAACAAGGAAAAAAGACCAUAAGAGAAAUCAUGGAAACUGAGAUUGUUAAACGUUACCUGUUUGGCACCGGCAGUGUUGCUGGUUUUCUGGCCUCCUCAAAGGAAAAGAUUAGCAUCUAUCAGGCAAUGAAGAGAGGUCUGAUUAGGCCUGAAGUAGCCAUUGGUCUUUUGGAAGCUCAAGCAGCAACUGGGUUCAUGAUUGACCCAGUAAAAGAUGAAAUGUUAACUGUUGACGAGGCUGUUAGAAAGAAUGUUGUUGGGCCAGAGAUCCAUGAUAAGCUCCUCUCAGCUGAGAGAGCAGUUACAGGUUACAGGGACCCUUACAGUGGGAAAACCAUCUCCCUUUUCCAGGCCAUGAAGAAAGACUUGAUCUCUGAAGAGUAUGCCCUCAAGUUACUUGAAGCUCAGUUUGCCACAGGUGGCAUCAUGGACCCAGAAUACAAUUUCCACUUGCCAACAGACGUUGCCUUGCAACGUGGGUACAUGAAUAAAGAAACGAAUGAGAAGAUUUCUGAUCCAAGUGGGGAUGUCAAAGGCUACCUGGAUCCUGUCACAGAGGAAAAGCUUUCCUAUGCUCAGCUGCUUAAGAGAUGCAAGAUUGACAUGGGCACCGGCCUCCGUCUGCUAUCGCUGUCAGAUAAGAGGUUGAUGUUUAAAGGUUUGAGAAAGGAGAUUACCAUGGAAGAGCUCAUGCGUUCUGAGAUUAUAGAUCAGAAGACAGUUCAGCAGCUCCAGGAAGGUUUGACUACUGUUGAAGAAGUAAGCAGGCAACUUCAAAAAUACCUGGAAGGCACCAGCUGUAUUGCCGGAGUCUUUGUUGAAUCCACUAAAGACCGCCUUUCAGUCUACCAGGCAAUGAAGAAGAACAUGAUUAGGCCAGGGACUGCUUUUGAACUUCUGGAAGCUCAAGCUGCUACAGGAUAUGUGAUUGACCCAAUAAAGAACCAGAAGCUGACAGUCAAUGAGGCUGUCCUGAUGGGAAUUGUAGGCCCUGAGUUCAAAGAUAAACUGCUGUCUGCUGAGAGAGCUGUAACAGGUUACAAAGACCCAUAUUCUGGCAAAAUAAUUUCUCUAUUCCAGGCCAUGAAAAAAGGGCUAAUCUUAAAGGACCAUGGCAUCCGUCUUAUUGAAGCUCAGAUUGCUACUGGAGGAAUCAUCGAUCCAGAGGAAAGCCAUCGCUUACCAGUAGAGGUGGCAUACAAACGCGGCCUGUUUGAUGAGGAGAUGAACAAGAUCCUUUCAGACCCCAAUGAUGACACAAAAGGUUUCUUUGACCCGAACACAGAGGAGAACUUGACUUACCUGCAGCUGAUGGAAAGGUGCUUCACAGACCCUGAGACAGGCCUGGUCCUACUGUUUCUAAAAGAGAAGAAACGGGAAAGGAAGACUUCUUCUAUGUCUUCUGUCCGCAAACGCAGAGUGGUUAUUGUGGAUCCCGACACAGGCAAAGAGAUGUCUGUGUACGAAGCUUAUCGCAAGGAGCUUAUUGACCACCAGACCUACCUUGAGCUUUCAGAGCAGGAGUGUGAAUGGGAAGAAAUAACCAUCUCUUCCUCUGAUGGUGUGGUCAAAUCCAUCAUAAUCGACAGGAGGUCUGGCCGGCAGUAUGACAUUGAUGAUGCACUUUCCAGAUGUCUCAUCAGUCAGUCUUCCUUGGACCAAUAUCGCUCUGGCAGUCUCUCCAUCACAGAGUUUGCUGACAUGUUGUCAGGCAACAUGAGUGGGUUCCGUUCCAGAUCCUCCUCCAUCGGAUCAUCCUCCUCCUAUCCAAUGAGUCCCGUCCCAUCAAUCAGGACCCCUGUAACUACAUGGAAUGACCCUACUGAGGAAACAGGUCCAGUUGCUGGAAUCCUAGACACUGACACAUUGGAGAAGGUUUCCAUUACCGAAGCCAUUCACCGCAACCUAGUAGACAACAUAACUGGUCAAAGACUCUUGGAGGCCCAGUCUUGCACAGGAGGCAUAAUCGAUCCCAACACUGGGGAAAGGUUCCCUGUGGCUGAUGCUGUGAAUAAGGGGUUGGUGGACAAAAUUAUGGUGGACCGCAUCAACCUGGCCCAAAAGGCCUACCAUGGAUUUGAAGACCCAAGAACCAAGACAAAGAUGUCUGCUGCCCAGGCCUUAAAGAAAGGCUGGCUACACUAUGAAGCUGGCCAACGCUUCCUGGAAGUCCAGUAUCUCACUGGUGGGUUAAUUGAACCUGAUGUGACUGGCAGAGUCCAGCUUGAUGAAGCCAUCAGAAAGGGAACCUUGGAUGCCCGCACUGCACAGAAGCUCAGAGACGUGAGCGCUUACACCAAAUACCUGACCUGCCCUAAAACCAAACUGAAGAUCUCCUACAAGGAUGCCAUGGACAGGAGCAUGGUUGAAGAAGGCUCUGGACUGCGUCUACUAGAGGCCUCUUCAGAGUCAUCCAAAGGGCUGUACAGCCCCUACAAUGCCAGUGCCUCUGGGUCAGCCUCCGGAUCCAGGUCAGGGUCCAGAACUGGAUCAAGAACAGGAUCAAGACGGGGCAGCUUCGAUGCCACUGGAACGUCAUUCCCUAUGUCCUUCUCCUCAUCUUCCUACACCUCCACAAGCUAUGGUCGUCGAUACGACGCCGGGCCUCACAGUGGAUUGAAUUUGGAUCAGCUUGCACAAGCCCUAUCCGCAUUCAGUAGGAACUGCAGUCUUGAAGAAAGAGCGAUCUUCACAGCAGUACAACCGCUACACUCUACAGUGGCAUAGAUUAUAGGAAACAAAAAAAUACAUUAUUUAUUCUGCUCUACAUGUAGUUGAGUUUUCUAGGACUUUACUAGUGCUGUCUAAAUCGUACUUCCUUUCUACCUAUCAUUUCUACCUGUUCAUCCUCUAUUCCAAACCAAGCCAUUGGCUGAAAGAUUAAUUGAAUGCAGAAACAACACCUGUUUUUAUUGUUCUGUUUUGCUGGUCUUUUCAAUAAUAGCAUUUUAAUCAGUUUUAGCUUUGAAUGAAUAAUGUAACAGAUUUUUAUGACUGGCUACAGAUCAUUUCGCACUAUACUUGAUCAACUUUGAUCAAUUGCAUUUUCCAGCCUUAAUUUCUUCUAAAAUUAUUUUUAUUAAGAUUAUUUUCUCAUAGCCUCAAAGUACUUCAAAGUUAUCGAUUCAAUGACAAUACAGCACAUUUUAUGUUUAAAGAAAAAUAUAUAUAUAUAUAUAUAUAUAUAUAUAUAUAUAUAUAUAUAUAUAUAUAUAUAUAUAUAUAUAUAUAUAUAUGUGUGUUUGUAUUUCUGUAUAUGUGUAUGGGGAAAUGAACACAGGUCAAUUUAAAAAAUAUAUAAGAUUAAAUGAGAAUGACUGAAUCUAGCCAAGCUAACAAAAAUAAAAAAUGAAAGUCUUGACUAUCUGCAGAGCAGAAUAAACACACCAGCCACAUAAUGGACAACAAUGGAGAAAAGGAAAACACUGACAGUAAAUGCUUCAAGACACCACGCUUUUAUAUCUUCAAUAUCACACUGCCAGGUUUAGCCCUCUGUCAACCCAAAGCAAGGACUCAAGCAAGUGUGCAGCCUCCAAACUUCAUAGAUAAACACAUAUUACCUACAUUCAUGUACGGCAAGAAGUAUCAACAGCCUAUAACCUUCCUGCACCCUUCUAAGAAACCAUCCUGUUCUCUAUAGAAAUACAUACAGAUCAUGUUCUAUAGAAAUACAUGGGGACUCUCCACCACAGAGGCCAAAGGAUAAAGCAUGCCUGCUGUAGCUCAAGAAAGCAAAUAAGACUUUGGAAUGUUGGAUUUCUUCUGGCUUCAAUGAAUAUGGAUGCAGUUAGAAGCAGGAGCUUCUUGAACCCUCAGACUCUUCAGACCCUCCUAGGAAACACAGUAUGAUGGAAGUGGUGCUAGCAUACCUUUCCACUGCUUUACUGCAAAGGCAAGGAGCAGAGGGAGAGAUUCGGAGCUGGAUGUCUGAGUGUCAGGGUCCUCGCACUGGCCAAAGCUGCAACCGACUGCCUGCAUGUCAAGAGAUCCAGAUCUUCAUUCAAGCAUUCUGCUCCUUCUCCCACCACACCCCCUGCCUGAAGAGAAUUGAGACAUAUCACACCUUCGAGAAGCCUUGCGAUUCCAGGAACAAGCUAUAUGCACCCUGUCCUGACCUGACCGAACCCAGAAUCACUAUACACACUGCAGCACACUAAAUAGACUGAGAUAAGACACCUUGCACAUGCCUUGCUUGGAAAUUCUCAGAGCUACACUAUAUUACAUUGGCCAAUAAGACUGUCUCACCCCAUGCACUUUACAGGACCAGCUGAGGGUUAAUAUUGGCUGUGCUCCUUAUAUGGUAUUGACCCAAUAUGUAAAAUGACUUGUGUUACUGUACAUAACAAUAAAUGAUCCUGUUUGGAAACUUUCAAAACAUUUUGGAGGUCAUGUUACAAAAUGUUAAUUUACUUUGAAAAUGUCAGCAUUAUCAUUGCAAGGAAUCUCACUGUGUUUUGUGUAUCUCAGAUUUGAAAUGUUUCAACAUGAGUUUCACAUUGACAUGAAGAAGACAAAUCAAUUGGACAGUGCUGUAUGAGUGGAGUAAAAAGCUAGGAAGGUGAAAUAUUGCAAUAACUGGACUUGUAGGUUACACUUUGAGGUAGAUCAGGGAGGCACAUGUUCUCCAUUUCUAGAAUUCAGUGAACCCAUAGUGCUCCCUCAUGUGGCUGCACACAAACACACACACACACUGUGUCUGGUCCAUCAACACACUACAGAAUAGUGACUCACCAAAGAAAUGUGCCUUCUAUCCAAAACUAGAGAAGGAAUAUUGCCAUCCAUGGCAUGGCUUUUAUUAAGUGUUAUCUUUAAUCAGUUAUUUAGCAUCUGCUGUAGUAACAGGGAUCCAACAGUACUAUAAGAAGAAUUUGAAAAGCAAUAAUACCCUGUUCACUAAAAUCAGCCACUGCAGCUAAACGGUACUGUGCUACUGUAGUAACUGGCAUUCAGGACUUGCUAGUUUAUUUACCCCCAAAACCUUGUUUUUGUUUGUCCUGAAGGAUGUUAUAAAGACAAUGUUCUUUUUUCUUUAAAUCUUUAAAAUGUGGUAUUUAGUGAUUUUUUUUUUUUUUUUUUUUUAAUUAAUGUUUUAUAAUUACUGGUAACCCUUAUUUUAAAAUAGUGUAAUCUUGCAAUCAGUUUUAAUACAGCUUAUGCUGGGAGAAAAAUCAAUCUUGGCUUAGUACUGGUUUACAUUAUUGGGCCACUGGAUGUUUAAGAAAGAAUAUACUACAUGCAGUGUGCUUCAAAAUAAGUAAUAUCAUAUUUGUCUUUUGCUACAAAAUGCCAAAUUGUUUGUGAAUAGUAAUUGUUCAGUUUGUGCCACACAUUUUCUCCUUGAUGCUAAAUCUUAGUAAACAAGAGUAACUAUGCCUGCCUCACUCCUUCCUCAAGGAUCCAAGAGCUUUAGAAUGUGUUGCCUUUUGCAUCUUGACCUGACCCCAUGUGCUUUCCAAGUAGCAAUAGUUUUGUCAUGUACGUGCUCCUUCAAGCUACCUGACUUCUAUAAAUCAUAUGUUUUCGUUUUUCCAUCAUACUGUAUUUUUGAUAUUAUAUAUAAAGAUAUUUUUGCUUUGCAUGUUUUACUAACUCAGUAGUACAAUAUAUAUAUUAAAAAAAAAAAAAAAAACAGAGCAAGAUAAUAGUCAUUUUAAGUAUAUCUGUAUACACUUGUUCAAGCUGGUUUAUAUAAUUAAAAAAAUACAUAAUUAUUCAGAACUAACUGGUUGAUUUUGCCCAUAAUACUGAGGUUGUGUUGUUAUGGUUAGAAAGAAAAGAGAAAUCUGAUGUAUUUUUGAGUAUAACAUGACAAUCUAAUGUAAAUAAACCGAUGUGCUGUAAA
Messenger RNA from Polyodon spathula (Mississippi paddlefish), 17915 nucleotides. RefSeq names its product plectin-like. The transcript is spliced from 36 exons. Gene Ontology annotation, biological process: intermediate filament cytoskeleton organization; wound healing; hemidesmosome assembly. The coding region runs from base 1145 to 14800 and encodes 4551 amino acids. Gene Ontology annotation, molecular function: ankyrin binding; structural constituent of cytoskeleton; cadherin binding. The record is from RefSeq and is a predicted model, not a curated record. Gene Ontology annotation, cellular component: perinuclear region of cytoplasm; hemidesmosome; cytoplasm. NCBI's taxonomy places the organism in Eukaryota, Metazoa, Chordata, Actinopteri, Acipenseriformes, Polyodontidae.